AUGAUGGAGUGCGUUCUCACGGGCUUCGUCAGGCCGCUCUCCUUGCCAGCGACCGUGUGGCGCCUGAUGCGACGGCUGCUCAUCUCCGUGCUCACGUUCGUGCUGGACGAGCCAAACAUCGUGUGCCACCUGUACCUGUCCUGGAGGCGGGGGUGGGGGAUGCUGGCGUCCCACCACCAUUGUCGCGCACCACCCUUGUAUUACACGAUCACCUACCUCCUCGAGGCACGGCGUUUGAAGAUGCGGCCCUGCUCAAGUUUGUUCAGCUCUUGGUCAACUUGCUCAUGUCCGUGCCGUCGGUGA
This is a messenger RNA of Prorocentrum cordatum, 303 nucleotides long. The record is from the annotation of a GenBank genome assembly. NCBI's taxonomy places the organism in Eukaryota, Dinophyceae, Prorocentrales, Prorocentraceae.